UGUUAGAUCGUAGCUGCAGUUUUGCGAGAACCUGCCGACCCGGAUGUCUCGUUCGUCGUCUACCAGUGAUCCGCUACUAAUGUCCUCCUGGUCACCGAAAUAUGUUCAAUCGGAUAGAUGCGAGCAAAUCAACGAAAGGUGCCAGCAAACUUCGAAGGGACCUGAUAAAUGCCGAAAUCGCCAACUUACGUGAUUUACUGCCAUUACCACCCUCGACUCGUCAGAGACUUUCCCAGUUACAGCUUAUGGCUUUGGUUUGCGUAUUCCUUCGAAAGGCCAAUUAUUUUCAACAAGCCUUGAAAAACUGUCCGUCCGACUCUUCGAAUAUCCCGACUCCUAAUAUAGGAUUUUCAAAAGCCAUGUCCGGAUUUAUAAUGAUGAUGACCCAGCAAGGGAAACUGUUGUAUAUAUCGGAAAAUGCCGCAGAAUACCUUGGACACUCUAUGGAAGAUUUAUUGAUCCACGGAGAUAGCGUUUACGAUGUGAUAGACAAACAGGAUCAUAUGGUUGUACAAAAUCAAUUAUCUAGAAAUAGUCCAAUUCCAAGCGAUAGAAGAUUAUUUCUUUGUCGCAUCAACGUGUCUAGAAAUUCUCGAAGACAACUACGUUUUGGCGAUCAGAAGGUGGUUCUUGUCGAAGGUCAUUUUUUACCUUUCGUUCCUGUUUGUAAUCGAAACGAAUUUGUUUUUCUUGCUUCGUGUACGCCCGUUAUUUUACCGGAAACACGAGAAAGUAUCGUGCAGGGUGCGACUAAUAUUUUCACCACCAUUCACUCUAUGGAUAUGAAGUACCUUCAUAUUGAUAAAACAGCGGAAAGCCAUUUGGAAUAUACACGUAACGAAUUAGUAAACGUGUCAUGGUACAAUUUGUUGCAUUGGGAUUCUAUACGAACAGCGUACUGUAAGCAUCAGACUGUUAUCCAAUCUGAUCAAGAAAGAUCUGCAACCGCGCUCUUAAGACUGCAGAGUCGUUCUGGGCGAUGGUUCUGGGUCCACUGUGUUUUACAAGUGAAGGAUACCUCUGAAGAAUGUCAGCAUCCCAUCAUUGUCUGUACGAAUCAAGUUUUAAGUGAUAAGGAAGCGGAAGUAAUGCGCUCGAGCUCGUGGCUGUACCAGUACUCGUCCCAAUCAAAAUUCACCUACACGAUCUGCUCCGGUAGCCAAAAUCGUAGUGUGCCAUACGCGACCGGAAGUCAGAACAACCAGCAGCAAGACUACGCGAGAUCGUUGUCUCACCCCCACAACAACGACCCUCAGCACUCUCCUGAUAUUCGAAAUUCCGAGCAGGAUGUUCACAAUUCCUCGAAGUCGCAGAUGAAAGAUUUCACAGGGAGAAGUACUCGAGAAGAUGCAGAGCCCGUAGACAUGUCUAUAAGUAGUAGCGAGCAUGAGAAUAGAAACAUACACGUGCACAUGCAACACGGCCAUUAUGCUCUUGGCCAAUUCACAGACAGGUACAAAGCACACCACAAAAAUUCCUUAAAUUUGAGUGGUUAUAGAGCUAAGUUUAUUCAGUGUCAUGGUCAGUACAACGUGAACGCGUUGUCGCCCAAGUAUUACAUCACAGAUUUAGAUAAGGAGUAUUGUUGUAACGAGAGGAGCAGUACGCAUAAGCGACUUCCUGUUAAGGCCUUGUCGACGUCAACGGUAACAGGAACAGCGGUUGAUCCCUCCGAGUUACCAAUGGAACAUUGGAACUCCAGUCCAGUAUGGUCCGACACCUUACAGAGGGUACCGGAUGUCGUUCAUCAAGAACUUAGCCCAUACGUAGCAACACCUACCACCCCAGUUGAUACUCCAGAUUCAGAGCUACACCCGGAAACGCCGAUUUUCAAUUUCGAUUGGACAGCCGAGCAACACGUGCCCAAUCUAAAGAUUACGUUUCGCAGUUCAAAUCAGGGAACCAGGAAGACCCAGGACGUUCAGCCGAUCACGUUACAGUUACCACGUAAAAAGGGCCAGUCCAUGAACGACUCUAAAGACUUUCCUAAAUGAGACUGUGCACUUUUUCAAUUGGUGCUUUACAGUUAGAUAGGCAAAUAUUAUAGAUUUUUUUUUCUCUAACACGUUGACUGUCACAGAAAAAUGGCUAUGUGUGGUAAGACAUUUUAUAUACUCAGGAUACAAUCCUUCCAUUUAUUAAAUUAAGCUCUAAAUAUAGAAAUUUAAAAAAAUAUUUUUUGUUCAUUUUUAGUAAUUCAUAGGUGGCAGUUAACGUGUUAAGUAGGCGGAAUUUUGCAAAUUUGGAGAAUCUAGCAGAAUACAAAGUGUUGGAAAUCAGUGGGAUUGUUGCACUGAUGCAAUUUAAAUUAUUUUAUCUUAUAUUGGUGACAGUCGAUCCAUUAAACUAGUUCCUAAUAUAGAAUCAUUAAAAGAUUUAAAGAUUGACUGAUAUCAUAUUAAAUUAUGAAAUCAAAUUCAGAAGUUGGUGCAAUGCAUUAAAAAAUUGUUUUUGUUGGAUGGAAAAGCUAUCAGUAUUAAAUGAAAUCCGUUUGCUGGUAAGAGAGAUAUAUGGGUAAGAUGCCAUAAAGUAUUAGGGUAAUAAGUGGUAGAAAUGGAAAAUUUUUGUAAUGUUUGUAGUAAAUAUUGAAUGCAAGAGAACAAGAGUACCUAAUUUUUAAUGUUAAAUGAUGAAGUAUA
Osmia bicornis bicornis is the source of this 2639-nucleotide messenger RNA. RefSeq names its product neuronal PAS domain-containing protein 4A (gene dysf). Gene Ontology annotation, molecular function: DNA-binding transcription factor activity, RNA polymerase II-specific; protein dimerization activity; RNA polymerase II transcription regulatory region sequence-specific DNA binding. The coding region runs from base 102 to 1994 and encodes 630 amino acids. Gene Ontology annotation, biological process: regulation of transcription by RNA polymerase II. Lineage: Eukaryota; Metazoa; Arthropoda; Insecta; Hymenoptera; Megachilidae. The record is from RefSeq and is a predicted model, not a curated record. The transcript has 9 exons.